Molecule: messenger RNA, 2650 nt
Organism: Macrobrachium nipponense
Lineage: Eukaryota; Metazoa; Arthropoda; Malacostraca; Decapoda; Palaemonidae
Product: receptor-type tyrosine-protein phosphatase alpha-like
Exons: 16
Coding region: 76-2367 (763 amino acids)
Biological process (GO): protein dephosphorylation
Molecular function (GO): protein binding; protein tyrosine phosphatase activity
Source: RefSeq, a predicted model, not a curated record
GAACUUGACUAUGUGAGAACAGGAAGACGCGGUGAUAUUUCCGUUAUAAAAUUUCUUUGCGUUAAACGAUAAAAUAUGAAUAUAUCCUUUUCUCAAAUACCACUGUGUUUGCUGUUGAUUUUGUUAAUAGGGUCGUACAAAGUGUAUACCUGGGAAGAGGUAACGGAAGAUGAGUACGCUCCUCCUCCACCCGUGAACGUCGACCUCCAAGCACAAUGGAAAGGAGUCAGUUGCUCCUGGAGUUUUCCCAGCAAAGAAAACUAUUCCUGCCAUGAGACCACGACCAUCAGCAUCAUGACGCUCGCGCGGAAUGUUUCCGUCGACUUGCCGAGCACGAAGGAGAGUUUUCCAUUAAAUCUGACUGCCUGCGACGUCGGAGAGAUCAACUGCACAGUGGCAUUCCGUGGAGGCACAAAUGGAACAAGUGCAAGCGCUUUUAACAGCACUGACUUCACAGAUGAAUUCGCAGGAACUCUCGUAUCGAGUCUGGACAUCCUACCACACCCCGAGACCCUCGAGAUAUCUUGGUCUCUCGAAGAUGAAAACUGCAGCAGGAUUGGAGGGUACAGGAUACUGGUCUCAGGUGAAGGACUCUUCGUUAACGCCACUUUCAAUGACACGACGCCCCACAACAUCACCGUGAAAGACCUCGUUCCUUGUACCUCUUACGUCGUCGAGGUUCAGCCUUUGGCGGUGGAUGGCUCGGGUGACCUUGCUCGGCCGUGCAAUGACAGCUCCAAAACAAACUCCUCUGCGCCUGGUCCUACAAGCGAGGUAUUCUGUGAAGAGCCCUCGACCGGAUACGAAUUUAAUGUUUCGUGGUCCCCGCCCUUGCGAAACAACUGCGUCAGAAGCUACUCUCUGAAUUACACCGGAAGUGUCCUCUGGUCAGAGGAAACGACUCAGGCCGAGAACGUUAGUUCUUCGUCUCCAUUUCAACUGCAAGGAUUGAUACCCUGGACCUUCUACAAUGUCUGCGUUGCAGGAGUAACUGAAGACGGAAGUGAGGGCGCUUAUAACUGCUGCACUACCACAACAGCGCAAGAGGCUCCUGGCCCUCCUGAGAAUUUCGGUGCUAAUGUCAUGGGACCAUCCACUGUAGAAUUCUCUUGGGAUGCUCCCAUCGAAAAGAAUGGCAAUUUGACGGGAUAUCGCAUUUCUUGGGACAAUGGAAGCAGAUCAGUUACAACCAGCGAAUAUCAAGCAACACUUUCUAAUUUGGCUUCAGAGACCAGUUAUAAUUUUACAAUUCAGGCAAAAACUGAAGAGGACAAUUUCGGCGAGGGCAGCAGCAUUGACUUAACUACAGCUGAAGAGAAGGACUACGCUCCCGCCAUCGUUGCCGGGGCGUCGGUGACUGUAUUGGUACUCAUCAUUGCUGUCCUUGCUUUUGUGUACAGGCUCAAGCUUCGAAACUUUAGGACCAAGAUGGUGGCAAGGAUUCGCGGAAGAAGUAUUUACUCUACAUCGACUUCUUCUCACAAUGGUCACGUGAUGCCACCGAUAGAACGCCCCUUCAAAUCUCGGCAAAUCCCAGACACAAAACCCAUGAAGAAAGAUGAACUGCGACAGUACAUCGCUGACCUCGAAUUAGACUCCCAGAAAGGCUUGGAAGAAGAAUUCGCGCUCCUGAAGAGCGUGAGUAGCUCUCACCCUGACGAGGUCUCCAAGGCCUAUUAUAACAAACAGAAGAAUCGCUAUGCUAAUAUUCUGCCUUAUGACCAUACAAGAGUUGUCUUAAAAGGACAAGAUGGGGUCCCAGGAUCAGACUAUAUUAAUGCCAGCUAUAUUGAAGAUAUCAGUGACAAGAGGACUUUCAUAGCCUCGCAGGGGCCCAAGGACUCCACAGUACCCGACUUCUGGAAAAUGAUCUGGGAACUGGAAUGUUUCAACAUCGUCAUGCUCACGGAUCUCGUGGAGAGAGGAAGGAGCCACGUCAAAACCAAGCGAAAGAUACGACAGUUUCACUUCACGGCGUGGCCCGACUACGGGGCUCCCAAGCACGAGGACCAGUUGUUAGACUUCAUAUCAUUCAUCAGAACCCAAAGAGAAGUGGUCGGAAAACCGAUGGUCGUCCACUGCAGCGCCGGAGUUGGACGCACGGGAACCUUCAUCGGCGCGUGGAACUUGAUCGAUUUGAUCAGAAAGGAACCUUCUAGCCCCUACAUAGACAUUAAGAGAGAGGUCUUAGCAAUGAGGGAAUGCAGGCCUUUGAUGGUGCAGUCUCAGGACCAAUAUUUAUACUUAUGUAAAUGUAUCGCGGCGUAUUUAGACGAACCUAAACGAUGGAAGAUGGAGAGCGACUCGGUGGAACCUCAAAGCUACGACAACGACGCUUAUGAUGAAGAACCGAAGACUGAAUCAUGAGAAUUUGUGUUAGCUUUAAUUCCAAAAUAUAUAAAGUUGAGAGGUUGGCUAUAAUUUUGGUUCAGAUUGUAAAAUAUCAUAGCAAUGGAUAAUUACUUAUAUCUAAAUUCCGAUCUUUAGUUAUGAGGGACUAAUUUUAAUCCUAAGCCAUCUAAAUAUCUAAAAAAUCUGAAUAAUGAGAGUUUAUUUCAUAAUUUCUAUUUAACUUUUCAUGUCAAACGAAAAAGCAAUAAAGCCAUAAUCAUCUAUGUUUUUUUGUAGCGUAUCUAGCUUUCGGAGAAUA